UGUAAUAAUAGCAGUGUGAUUUGAGAGCGUGUGACAUAAAACAGCAAGACAGUGCUGAUAGUCAGUACCACUAAGCUUUGUCCCUGGCACUAAGGAAAGACUCUCCACCUAGAGCUCUACGCUACAGCAGCACCACCGAGAUUAGAACUGAUCACAAAUGAUCACAUUGAAUUGAAUUUCAGCAGUCACUGAAUUAUGAGUUUGCAUCACUCGCUGGCUGGAUUAAUUCGAAUUUAAUAGUAAUUUGUUUUCCCUUCCUUUUGCAUUGUCUUCAGGUCUAAGGUUGUGUUGUGGUCAUGGGGUCUAGAAUUUCAUUUUUAUCUAGGCUGAUGAGGGGUCUCCCUGUACUGUAAAAGCGGAUGCCAGGUGGAUCUAUGUUAAAAGACAAAAGAAAAAAAAAAAGCGAAGGGAAAUCAGUGGAAGUUUAAGAUCGAGGAGAAUGCAGGUUAAGUGUUGGUGCGCUGUCCUCCUCGUAACCGCUACAUCCGUGGUUACUUGUGCUAAUGCUACCAUUGCAAGGAAAUCAGAACUUCUCAAAUCAGGAAGCCCCAAAUCUACCUUAAAAAACAUAUGGACAGAAAGCAGUAAAGACUUGUCUAUCAGCCGACUGCUAUCACAGACUUUACAUGGCAAAGAAAAUGCCACUGCUUUGGACCUGCGAUAUGAUACCCCAGAACCAUAUUCUGAGCAGGACCUUUGGGACUGGCUGAGAAACUCCACAGAUCUCCAGGAACCUCGGCCAAGAGCCAAAAGAAGGCCAAUUGUCAAAACAGGGAAGUUUAAGAAAAUGUUUGGUUGGGGGGAUUUUCACUCCAAUAUUAAAACUGUCAAGCUCAACCUGCUGAUAACUGGGAAGAUUGUGGACCAUGGGAAUGGAACUUUCAGUGUCUACUUCCGUCACAACUCUACCGGCCAGGGGAAUGUAUCUGUGAGCCUGGUUCCCCCAACCAAGAUUGUAGAGUUCGAUUUGGCACAACAGAGUGUGAUUGAUGCCAAAGAUUCCAAGUCUUUCAAUUGUCGCAUUGAGUAUGAAAAGAUUGACAAGGCAACCAAGAACACACUCUGCAACUACGACCCCUCUAAAACGUGUUACCAGGAGCAGACACAAAGCCACGUGUCAUGGCUCUGCUCCAAGCCGUUUAAAGUGAUCUGUAUUUACAUCUCUUUUUACAGCACUGACUACAAACUAGUGCAAAAAGUGUGUCCAGAUUACAACUACCACAGUGACACUCCCUACUUCCCAUCUGGUUGAGGCUGGUUCAGUUUGGAGUUUGAGGAAAAAUAGGUCUUUAGCAAGGCUUUGGUCUCAGAGAAAUGGUCUAUUUGCACUGUCCUGAAUGCGUGCACUUUAAAAUGGCAAUGCAGUUUGAAGAAAAGUUGUGCCAAAUAUUAUUAUUAUUAUUAUUAUUAUUAUUAUUAUUAUUAUAAUAUUAUAAAACAACUCUCUUUUACACAAUGGUCCUGGCAAGAUAUCUAAACAAAGAGUAGCAGCAAGGUACAUUUUUUUAUUUUCAAACAUUACAUUCAAUAAUACAUUGACAAGACACCAUUUUUAAAGGAAGCAUUGUUUGGGUGUAAAUAUAUUGUCAAUUUCCAUUCUCAUUUGUGCCCAUUUUGAGUUUACCUAUCAACAACACAACCACAAUUCAAUCCCUUUACCAUCUGCCUCUUGGACAUCCCACUCAGAGGUAAUUCUGCCCCUCUGAGAUGACCAUGUGACUCCAUUUCCUAAAGAAAAUAAUUCUCAUUCUACCAUGCUGUUAAACAAUUCCAGGGAUUUUAGUAAAUAUUCAUCUCUUCCACUAGGUGCGGUAUAUAUAACCCUUCUUCAUACUAGGCUCAUCAUUUGGUUGAGGCAGUCUUAGUCUAUUUUGGAUUUUGGUUAUCUGUGUUGCUGAUCCUGUUGUUACAGAUCCAUUCAGAUAAAAGCAAGUGCUCAUUGCUGCUAACAAAGACUUGCUGUAUUAUCCCUAUUCCUUGAACUGAUAAAACAUGAAUUAGACGGUUUGCAUUCCAAAGAUAAGUAGACGCAUUCAAGGCAAUGUAAGUGCUGUCCUUUCUUCAAAGGGAAAGGCUAUUGGUGAGCAAGCGUUUUUUAAUGGACAUGUUUUAUUGAGGCAUUUUGUUUAAACAAGAAAUACUCUCUGGCUAUGUAAAUUGGCCACCAGAGGUAGAUGAUGACAUUUUAAUUAAAUGUAACUUACUGACAUGUACGCUGUAGAAGGUUUGCUCACCUUUAUUGUAUUAAUGUAAUGAAUUAUAUAUCCUAGGCUUAAUUUGUAUGAAUGGUUUGUAUUGUAUAUAGUUUACCCUGUUAACUGAGCUGCUUCUGUAUAUUCUCUUGUAUCUGUCAUUCUCUCUACCCCCUCUGACUUCCCCUUCCUCCUGUUUCUCUGCUUCUUACUGGUUAACACAAAGGAUAUGAUUGGUUCAUUUUAUCAAUGUAGAUGUGAACGCUAUGAAACAGAAUUAUGUACAAAACAAUUAAUAUGUCAAAAAUAUAAAUAUAAAACUUACAAGUCGUCUGUAUUAAGGGAUUUUAUUUCUGGGAAAAACAGAGGUUAUGUACAUAGAAAUAAAAUG
Messenger RNA from Polyodon spathula (Mississippi paddlefish), 2583 nucleotides. Its product is annotated as neurexophilin-1-like. The record is from RefSeq and is a predicted model, not a curated record. Bases 440 to 1252 code for a protein of 270 amino acids. Gene Ontology annotation, molecular function: signaling receptor binding. Lineage: Eukaryota; Metazoa; Chordata; Actinopteri; Acipenseriformes; Polyodontidae. The transcript has 2 exons.